This is a messenger RNA of Dioscorea cayenensis subsp. rotundata (Guinea yam), 4493 nucleotides long. Its product is annotated as ABC transporter B family member 1. Gene Ontology annotation, cellular component: membrane. Lineage: Eukaryota; Viridiplantae; Streptophyta; Magnoliopsida; Dioscoreales; Dioscoreaceae. The transcript has 8 exons. The record is from RefSeq and is a predicted model, not a curated record. Bases 166 to 4296 code for a protein of 1376 amino acids. Gene Ontology annotation, biological process: transmembrane transport. Gene Ontology annotation, molecular function: ATP binding; ABC-type transporter activity; ATP hydrolysis activity.
UUACACCAUUAAUUAUUAUCAUUAAUUAAAAAAAUAAAACACUGAAAAGAAAAUAGUAGUUAAAUAGAUUGAAAAGAAGAGAAGAGAGAGGAGAGAGAUUGAGUGAGUGACACAGAGAGAGAGAGAGAGUGUGUAGUGUGUGAUGCUGCAGAAGUUUUCAGAAAAAUGUCACAAGAAGAAAGUCAGGAGAUAAAGGGAAAGAAGAAGCGUGGGGAGCAAUGGAACUGGCCAGAGAUGCAGGGAUUCCAGUUCCCUUCUCCUCCUAAAGAGAAAGAAGACUUGCUUGUCAUUGAGAUUUCAGAAAGAGCUUCUUCUACUGCUGUUACUCCUCCUCCUCCUCCUCCUCCUCCUCCUCCUCCUGGUGGAGCCACUAUGCCUUCUUCUCCUCCUCCUCUUACUACUACUACUAGUAGUACUUCAUUAACAACAUCUCCUGGUGUUGAAGAUACUAAUGGGAAGGAGGAGGUUGGAGAGAAGAAGAAGAAGAAGAAGAAGAAGAAGCUGGAGAACCAACCUUCUGUUGCUUUUGGUCAGUUGUUUCGUUUUGCUGAUGGUUUGGAUUGGGUCUUGAUGGUCAUUGGCACUGUGGGUGCUAUCAUUCAUGGUUGUUCUCUUCCUAUCUUUUUUCGCUUCUUUGCUGAUCUUGUCCACUCUUUUGGUUCCAAUUAUGAUAACCCUGAUGCUAUGCUCCGUGAGGUCAUCAAGUAUGCUUUCUACUUCCUUGUUGUUGGAGCUGCAAUUUGGGGAUCUUCUUGGGCUGAGAUUGCAUGCUGGAUGUGGACUGGAGAAAGGCAAACCACCAGAAUGAGGAUUGAGUUUCUCAAAUCAGCUCUAAACCAAGAUGUUCGUUACUUUGACACUGAGGUUCGCACUUCUGACAUCAUCUACGCCAUUAACGCCGAGUCAGUCGUCGUCCAAGACGCCAUUAGUGAGAAGCUCGGCAAUUUCAUUCACUACAUGGCCACAUUUGUUUCCGGGUUUGUCGUCGGGUUUACUGCCGUCUGGCAAAUGGCUCUUGUGACUCUAGCUGUUGUUCCUCUUAUCGCCAUUAUCGGCGGCAUUCACACAACUACAUUGGCCAAGCUUUCAUCCAAGAGCCAGGAUGCUCUGUCUCAGGCUAGCAACAUUGCUGAACAAGCACUGGCACAAAUCAGGACGGUGCAUUCAUAUGUAGGUGAAUCAAGAGCUCUGCAGGCUUACUCGUUGGCAUUGAAGGUGGCGCAGAGGAUUGGCUACCGGAGUGGACUUGCUAAAGGGAUUGGGCUCGGUGCGACGUAUUUCACCGUCUUUUGUUGUUAUGCUCUCUUGCUUUGGUAUGGUGGAUACCUUGUUCGCCAUCACCACACCAAUGGUGGCCUUGCCAUUGCUACCAUGUUUGCUGUCAUGAUCGGAGGACUGGCUCUUGGGCAGUCGGCGCCGAGCAUGGCUGCCUUUGGGAAGGCAAAGGCAUCGGCAACGAAGAUAUAUCAGACGAUUGAUCACAAGCCAUCGAUUGAUCGGAACAGCGAGACAGGAAUUGAGUUAGGAACAGUCACAGGGCAUGUGGAGCUGAAAAAUAUUAACUUUGCUUAUCCUUCAAGGCCAGAGGUUCCAAUUCUCUGCAACUUCUCACUCAAUGUUGCUGCAGGGAAGACAAUGGCAUUGGUUGGCAGCAGUGGCUCUGGGAAGAGCACUGUUGUUUCCCUCAUUGAAAGGUUCUAUGAUCCAUCUUCAGGACAAGUGCUGCUGGAUGGGCAGGAUAUAAAGAGUCUGAAGUUGAGGUGGUUAAGGCAGCAGAUUGGUCUGGUGAGUCAAGAGCCUGCAUUGUUUGCAACAUCAAUCAGAGAGAAUUUACUGCUGGGAAGGGAAGAUGCCACACAAGUUGAGAUUGAGGAAGCUGCAAGAGUUGCCAAUGCUCACUCCUUCAUAAUCAAGCUCCAAGAUGGCUAUGAUUCUCAGGUUGGAGAAAGAGGUUUACAACUCUCCGGCGGGCAAAAACAGCGAAUUGCCAUCGCCAGAGCAAUGCUGAAAAACCCGGCAAUUCUCCUCCUCGACGAAGCCACCAGCGCACUCGACUCUGAGUCAGAGAAGCUGGUGCAAGAAGCUCUAGACCGGUUCAUGAUCGGAAGAACAACAUUGGUAAUAGCUCAUCGCUUGUCAACCAUUCGCAAGGCUGACACCGUGGCCGUGCUCCAGAAUGGUUCUGUAUCAGAACUAGGAACACAUGAUGAGCUCAUAGGACGAGGUGAUUCUGGCCUCUACGCAAAGCUCAUCCGCAUGCAAGAGCAAGCGCACGAGGCCGCGCUGGCGAGUGCGUCUCGCAAGAGCAGCGCACGCCCGUCCAGCGCGCGCAAUUCUGUCAGCUCCCCAGUCUAUGGCCGUAAUUCAUCCUACGGCCGCUCGCCGUACUCUCGUCGUCUCUCGGAUUUUUCCACCUCCGACUUCAGCCUCCCUUAUGACCCCAACCACCGCCCGGCGGAGAAACUCGCAUUCCGUGACCAAGCAAGCUCUUUCUGGCGUCUUGCCAAGAUGAACUCGCCGGAGUGGGUCUAUGCACUUAUUGGUUCUAUUGGAUCAAUGGUUUGUGGCUCCAUCUCGGCAUUCUUCGCCUACGUCCUCAGCGCGGUUCUCAGUGUUUACUAUGCUCGUGACUACAAUCACAUGAAGCAUGAGAUCAACCAAUACUGUUACCUUCUCAUUGGCGUCUCCUCCGCGGCCAUGCUCUUCAACACCCUGCAACACUUGUUCUGGGACGUUGUUGGUGAGAACCUCACCAAACGUGUCCGUGAGAAGAUGCUGUUCGCUGUGCUAAGAAAUGAAAUAGCUUGGUUCGACCAAGAAGAGAAUGCCAGUGCUCGUGUUGCUGCACGUCUCUCAUUAGAUGCCCACAAUGUGCGCUCAGCCAUUGGAGAUAGAAUCUCCGUCAUUGUGCAAAACUCGGCACUUAUGCUUGUUGCUUGCACGGCCGGGUUUGUCCUCCAGUGGCGCCUAGCACUUGUGCUCGUCGCCGUCUUUCCAGUUGUUGUCGCUGCCACUGUUCUUCAAAAAAUGUUCAUGACUGGGUUCUCCGGAGACCUCGAAGCAGCUCAUGCCAAAGCAACACAGAUUGCCGGAGAAGCAGUAGCUAAUGUGCGAACUGUUGCUGCAUUCAAUUCAGAAACAAAGAUCACCAAAUUAUUCGCCGAGAAUUUACAAACACCACUCCGGCGUUGCUUCUGGAAAGGCCAGAUUGCCGGGAGUGGUUUCGGAGUUGCUCAAUUCUUGCUCUAUGCUUCAUAUACUCUCGGUCUCUGGUAUGCAGCUUGGCUGGUGAAACACAACAUAUCAGAUUUCUCUAAAACCAUUAGAGUUUUCAUGGUGCUCAUGGUCUCGGCCAAUGGUGCGGCGGAGACACUAACACUAGCUCCGGACUUCAUCAAGGGUGGUCGAGCCAUGCGCUCAGUGUUUGAAGUUAUUGAUCGGAAAACUGAGAUAGAGCCUGAUGACCCUGACGCAAGUUCAGUCCCAGAUCGACUACGCGGCGAUGUGGAACUAAAGCAUGUUGAUUUUGCCUACCCAUCAUGCCCAGACAUGCCUGUGCUCAAAGACCUCACACUGCGUGCGCGUGCAGGGAAAACGUUGGCACUGGUCGGACCAAGUGGUUGUGGGAAAAGCUCAGUAAUUGCUCUUAUCCAACGGUUCUACGAGCCAAGCUCCGGCCGUGUGCUCAUUGAUGGUAAAGACAUCAGGAAAUACAACCUUAAAGCUCUGCGCAAGGCCAUGGCAAUGGUGCCACAAGAACCAUGCCUGUUUGCAGCUACAAUCAAAGAGAACAUUGCUUAUGGUUGUGAUUCUGCGACCGAAGCCGAGAUCAUUGAGGCUGCAACACAAGCCAAUGCGCAUAAGUUUAUAUCGGCAUUGCCACAGGGAUACGAGACAUUUGUCGGAGAAAGAGGCGUGCAGUUGUCUGGUGGACAGCGGCAGAGGGUCGCUAUUGCUCGGGCAUUGAUAAAGAAGGCUCAGAUUGUGCUUCUUGAUGAGGCGACAAGCGCAUUAGACUUGGAAUCAGAACGAUGCGUGCAACAAGCAUUGGAUAGAGCAGCUAGCGGCCGGACAAUGAUCGUUAUUGCCCAUAGGCUUUCGACAAUAAGGGGAGCUCACACUAUUGCUGUGAUAGACGAAGGGAAGGUGGUCGAGCAGGGAUCGCACUCGCAUCUGCUCAACCAUUUCCCGGACGGAUGUUAUGCCAGAAUGCUUCAUUUACAGCGUUUCUCGCGGAAUUCUCCAGCGAAUGGUCCCGGAGGGCCUUCGACAAGCCUGAGGCCGGAAGAUGGCUGAGAGAAAGAGAGUCUCUUAUAGCAACUUCAGAGCUUUGCUUACCAGUUUACUACCUUGUUUUGAUUUGUUUUCACUAUUUUUGCUUGACCAAAAUGAAGUUUCUGAUGUAAUUAGUAUCAUCGAUAUAACUGUAUAAGUGUAAUUUAAUCAAGCUCUAUUGGAAAAUAUUAUGUUUGAUUUAAGGUUUGAGAUGAAUA